Rotaria sp. Silwood1 is the source of this 1812-nucleotide messenger RNA. The record is from the annotation of a GenBank genome assembly. Lineage: Eukaryota; Metazoa; Rotifera; Eurotatoria; Philodinida; Philodinidae.
AUGAUACGAAAACGUCAAUUACCCUACGAUCAAAAUCUAAUUUGCAUUGUUUAUCAUGAUAAAAAUUUGUCAGUGCACCAUCAGGAUCAAUUGCGAUCACGUCUUGAUGAAAUUUUUCACUACUCAAGUAUUUUUACUGAUCUUAUUGAUUUCUGCUCUUAUAUCAAGGAUAAAUUUAACGGAAAUAGACUAGUAUUUAUUUUCUGUGGUAAUCUAGCUGAACAUCUAUGCUCUGUCGUAAAAACUCGUAUAAUAGAUUCAGAAAAUGUUUUUCUUUAUGAAUUACAAUUUGGCCAAGAUAGAUUAUUAUCAAACUUACCCAAUGGUCAACGAUUUCAAAAUAUUGAUUCAUUAUUUGAAAAAAUUAUUUAUGACUUAGGAGGAUUCAUCGAGAAUCAGCAUGAUCAUAACAAAGAAAUUCGACAAGAUAAUGAAUUAAACCUUCAGCAAUCCACAUUAAGUUUUGGUAUCUAUAGUCGAUUUCAACAACAAAAACCAUUUUAUUCUUUAUCUCGAGAAUCACGUAGAUUCAUUUUAUUUCAAUCUUUUAUUGAAAUAUUGUUGAAAAUAGAAAAAACUCAAAAUGAUCUUGAAGAAAUGUGGGCAGCAUGUUGUCGAGAAGCAAAUACUGAGAAUAAUGAUAAUUAUGUUCAACAAAUUCAAAAUUUUCAAAAAGAUUAUAGUCCGAAUGAUGCCAUUCGACUUUAUAGUAAAAAUUCAUUUCUUUUUCGAAGUAUCAAUGCUGCAUUACGAUGUGAAUCUAUGGAAAAGAUCUUCAUAUUUCAUCCAUUUAUAGCUCAUUUACAUCAACAACUAGUCGAAUUAGGUAGUCAACAACGAUCAAAAAGACAACGUUCAGAAUAUACAUUCUAUCGAGGUGCAAAAUUACCAAAACGUAUUAUACAACAAUUAUCCGAUAAUAAAAAUAAUCUUAUAUCAAUGAAUGGUUUUCUUUCAACGACAAAAAAUAAAACAGUAGCAAAUGCGUAUGCUGAUCCCGACAAUCCAGUAUUGGGCUAUGAGUCAGUUCGAUUUGAAAUGCAUCUUGAUGAAAAUCAAUUAAAUGAAAUAAUCAUAAAUAAACGUCCGUACGCUGAUAUUUCGAAUAACAGUGAUCAUCGAGAUGAAGAUGAAGUUCUUUUCUUUAUGGGAUUUAUUUGGUACAUAAAAUCUGUUGAACAAACAGCAGAAAAUCUUUGGAAAGUUGAAUUAGAACUAUCAACAGACGUACACGUACAUAUGAACAGUCAUUUGGAUGAAUCGACAAACAGUUGUGAUUAUUUCGCAUUAGGCAGAAUUACGCAUGAACUUGGAGAAUAUACUAAUGCUAUUAAUUUUUAUAAACGCAUGCUUAGAUUAUCACCAAGUUUUUCACAAUAUGAUCGUGCUAGGAUUUAUCUUUACAUUGCUAAAUCAGAAUACGCAAAUAAUGCAUAUGAAAAUGCAAUUGAAAAUCUUCAAAAAUCACACGAAAAUAUUUGCAACAUGUCCAUAUCAAAUGAUGAACCAAAUUUUCCUCUUCAACCAAAUUAUGCAGAUGAUGCAGAACUUUCAAAAAUAUCCAUGUUAACAAAUAUGGGUUUAGUUUAUCGACAAAUAAAUAAUUACGAAAACGCAAGAGCUUCAUUUGAAGAAGCUCUUCGACAAUCUGUUUCAAAUUCAGACAAAGCUGCAUUACACUAUGCUCUUGGUGAAUUAGAGUUUGAAUUUAAUCGUUCUGUUGAAGCAAAUAACCAUUAUCAUCUAGCACUUGAACUAACUGAAGAGCAAUCCCUGAAAGAAAAAAUAAAUAGAAAAUUAAAACGCGGUUAA